AACCAACAACGAGCAUCAAAUUAAUUGUUUAUUUUAUUGGAAAAUCUAAAAUUUUAAAAAUGAACAAAUUUCUUAUUGUGUUUGUUGCCCUCUUUGGAGCCGCUGUUGCCCAGGAUAACUUCAAAUGCCCAGAUGAUUUUGGAUUUUAUCCACAUGAUAUAUCCUGUGAUAAAUAUUGGAAAUGCGAUAACAAUGUGGCUGAAUUGAAAACUUGCGGCAAUGGCUUGGCAUUCGAUGCUUCCGAUCCUAAAUAUUUAACUGAAAAUUGUGACUAUUUACAUAAUGUUGACUGCGGAGAUCGUACACAAUUGGAACCUCCAAUUUCGACUCCCCAUUGCUCUCGUUUGUAUGGUAUCUUCCCGGAUGAGAAUAAAUGUGAUGUCUUCUGGAACUGCUGGAACGGUGAACCAUCUAGAUAUCAAUGUUCUCCCGGUUUGGCUUAUGAUCGCGAUGCUCGCGUUUGUAUGUGGGCUGAUCAAGUGCCCGAAUGCCGAAAUGAAGAAGUUGCCAAUGGUUUCUCUUGCCCUGCGGCCGGUGAAUUGGCCAAUACUGGUUCAUUCUCAAGGCAUGCUCACCCUGAAGAUUGCCGUAAAUAUUACAUUUGCUUAGAGGGUGUAGCUCGUGAGUAUGGUUGCCCCAUUGGUACAGUAUUCAAGAUUGGUGAUGGUGAUGGCACCGGCAACUGCGAAGAUCCCGAAGAUGUUCCCGGCUGUGAAGACUACUAUGGCGAUUUGGAUUUGAAGAGCAUCCGCAAAAGUGAACUUUUAGCCGGUCUGAACAAUGAAGGUCGCAAGAGCGCAUCAAAAGCCAAAGCUGCCUCCUCAUAAACUCAUACUAGACACUAGUAACACUUUACACACUCACAAAAAACGCAUACACACACAUAAACAAAAAACAAAAACAGAAACAAAAACAACAACAACAACAACAACAAUUAGUUUUGAACACUUCCUCCACUAACAAUACUAUAAAAACAUUUUUUAACUGCACAAACAAAAUUUCAACACUUUUCUC
Glossina fuscipes is the source of this 1014-nucleotide messenger RNA. RefSeq names its product protein obstructor-E (gene Gasp). The transcript is spliced from 5 exons. The record is from RefSeq and is a predicted model, not a curated record. The coding region runs from base 60 to 827 and encodes 255 amino acids. Gene Ontology annotation, cellular component: extracellular region. NCBI's taxonomy places the organism in Eukaryota, Metazoa, Arthropoda, Insecta, Diptera, Glossinidae. Gene Ontology annotation, molecular function: chitin binding.